GGGGUUAAGGGAGAGAAUCUCAAGCCAACUCCGAGGGCAGAGCCUGCCUUGAGGCUUUAUCUCACAACCGUGAGAUCAUGACUUGGGCAGAAAUCAAGAGUCAGAUACUUAAACAACUGAGCCACCCAGGUGCCCCCAUCCCAGGAUAAUAUUUUUGAAUUCAUCUGCUUUAGCAUGUAUCCAUAUUUUACUUCUUUUCAGGGGUGAAUAACACUCAGGGUUUGUUAUUUCUUGGCAGGAAUACAUGGCCCACAAAGCUGAAAAUAUUUGCUGUCUGGCCCUUUACAGGGAAAGAUUGCCAGUAGGUAGGCUAGAAGGACAGGCCUAAACCCUAAGCUGGGAAGUCUGAAUCCUGCCAGCCCAGCCCAGCCCAGCCGCCUUCUCUCUUCCUCUGUUUCCAGUGAAGCCAUAGGGCCGAUCAGUUCCUAGUUCCACAUUCUCCUCUGCCCUUGUCCCUUUCCCAUGUACCCAAGCAAACAGGGCUUUGUCUCUCAUCUCCCCUCACCUCUUUACGUGUCUGGGGUACUCUUCACACUGCCUGACGGGAGGAUGCUGCUUUUCCCUCUCAGGAAGCCUUCCUCAGGGGGUCCCAGUACUCCCGGUGGUGGCGCUAAGGUGAAAGGCAGAAGACCACAAGGUGGAAGAGUGGUUGAGUCCCGCUACUUGCAGUACGAGAAGAAAACCACCAAAAAGGCUUCUGCAGCAGAUACACUGAAGACCAUUGGGAAGAUGCCUGAAGGUGGAAGGAAAGUUCACCUGCUCCAGAGGAGUAGAGACAGCAGUGGAAUUGGAAAGGGCGACCUGCAGUCCACAUUGCUGGAAGGUCACGGCACGGCCCCCCCUGACCUGGACCUCUCGGCCAUCAAUGACAAAAGUAUGCUUAGAAAGACUCCGCAAUUAGAAAAAACGAUGUCGAAGAAAACCGAAUCCAUGUCAUUUUCUGCUUCACAGAGAAAGAGCCCAGACCUGUCUGAGGCAAUGGAAAUGAUGGAAUCCCAAACGUUGCUUCUGACUCUACUGACCGUAAAGAUGGAGAAUGGUCUUGCUCAGUUCGAAGAAAAGGCAGAGAGGAAUUUGUUAAUAAUGUGUAAAGAGACGGAGAAGCUACAGAAGAAGGCCCACGAGCUAAAGCGUAAACUCCUUCUCUGUCAGAGGAAGCGGGAACUGGCAGAUGUCCUUGACGCUCAGAUUGAGAUGCUCAGCCCCUACGAGCCUGUGGCCGAACGCUUUAGGGAACAGUACAAGACAUUCGCCACGGCCCUGGAUACCACAAGGCAUGAGCUUCCCGUAAAAUCAGUCCACCUGGACGGGAAUGGGCAGCAGUUCUUAGAUGAUUUGCAGCGAGAAUUGACGACCACCUGCCAUCUGCUGGGAGAACUUGGGAUCAGCAGUUUAGAAGAAAACGUGAAAGCCCUGGACCUGCUGAGUGAAAUCAGGGAAAUGACCCAAAAGAAGGAUCUGGAGCUCCGAAGGAGCUUCGCCCAGGUGCUGGAACUCUCUGCCGAGGCCAGUAAAGAGGCGGCUUUAGUCAACCAGGAGGUCUGGGAAGAUGCCCAGGGCCUAGAAGCCUCCAGCCAGUGGUACUUCAAUCAAGAAGGCGCCUGUGGGGAGGCUUCGGGAGAGGUCAGGACCCCGCUUCUGUUAGGCACUGGUGAGCCACACGCAGUAUGAACCAUACACGAGCCAUGGGCUCCCACACGAGUGGGGACCUUCCUGCAAACUGCCCGGAAGGAAACCCAUCCCUUACCACUGGCUCAGGGCAUAAGCGUGCCAGGCAGUGCGUGUGUGAUACUCUUGGAACUCAAGCACUUUAGACACUAGUUUAGCAAUGUAGCUCUUUUUGUAUGAGUGUGUCACUUGAUAUUUAAAAAAUAAAACUUUUGCAUUCAAGCCUUGA
This is a messenger RNA of Canis lupus familiaris (dog), 1897 nucleotides long. It is a transcript of the gene HAUS8, whose product is annotated as HAUS augmin like complex subunit 8. NCBI's taxonomy places the organism in Eukaryota, Metazoa, Chordata, Mammalia, Carnivora, Canidae. The transcript is spliced from 11 exons. Gene Ontology annotation, molecular function: microtubule binding. The record is from RefSeq and is a predicted model, not a curated record. Gene Ontology annotation, cellular component: cytoplasm; nuclear microtubule; centrosome. Gene Ontology annotation, biological process: centrosome cycle; spindle assembly. The coding region runs from base 463 to 1671 and encodes 402 amino acids.